Messenger RNA from Humulus lupulus (European hop), 2646 nucleotides. RefSeq lists its product as uncharacterized. Lineage: Eukaryota; Viridiplantae; Streptophyta; Magnoliopsida; Rosales; Cannabaceae. The record is from RefSeq and is a predicted model, not a curated record. Bases 1 to 2496 code for a protein of 831 amino acids. The transcript has a single exon.
AUGGCAGAUCAAAGACAGCCAUUCCGCUUUCGACUCCCUUGGUUAGCCCCUCAACGCCCUGUUGGGCAACAAACACAACGCUCGCGUCCCACAUCAGAAGCUUCACGAGCCCCGUCCCAACCAACAGCAUCUGUUCCUGUUUCGCGACCUGUGUUUAGACCUGCUGGGAGAGCUCCCACUCAGCCCGCUGCUUCCCAGCCUCAACCUCCUCCCAAAGCUGAAGCUCAGUCAUCAUCUCCAUCACCAUACUACGCAGUCACUGAGUCCCCAAAAGAGACAUCAUCUGUCUCAACUGCCAAACCUCCAACAUCAUCUAUCCCAACUGCUGAACUUCAAACACCAUCUCGUGCAGCCACUGAAUCUCCAAAAGAAACAUCUUCUGCCUCAGUAGCCAAACCUCAAAUACCAUCUCAAACAGCCACUGUGUUGCCAAAAGAAACGCCAUCUGUCCCAACUUCCAAAACCCAAACAUCUUCUGCCCCAAUAGGCAAAACUCAAACACCAUCUCAAACAACCACUGAGUUGCCAAAAGAAACACCAUCUGUCCCAACUGCCAAAACCCAAACAUCUUCUGCCCCAAUAGGCAAAACUCAAACAUCUUCACCUGCAGCCAUUGGUUCCCCAAAAGAAACACCAACUCCUUUAGUCGAAUCCCGAAAAGAAACACCAUCAUCUCCAAUUUCCAAACUCCAAACACCAUCUCGUCCCAAUGAGUCUCCCAAAGAAAAACCAUCUCGUCUAGUCACUGAGUCCACAAAAACCACUUCCCAAUCAACUUCACCAUCGGCUGCAAAUGCAGCUGUAAAGCCACCAUCACCAUCAAGCUCAGCAACCAAAUCUCCAAAAGUAACACAACCUGCCACAAUUGGUAAAACUCAAUCCACUGCUGAGUCCCCAAAAGCCAUUUCCCAACCAACUUCUUCAACUCCUUCAGCAAAUACAACUGUUAAACCUCAAUCACCAUCUCUCGAAACAAUUGAGGCCUCAAAAGCUACUCCCCAAUCAACUUCUUCACCAUCUAAUGAGAUUGCUACAACUAAACCACCAUUUCCAUCUCUUGUAAUAAGUAAAUCUCAAGUCAGUUCCAAGCCUGUGUCACCACCUCAAACAAGGACUCAAAGUAGCACAACCUCUGUGUCGUCAUCACCUUCACAAAGAGACACCAAGUCAAAGGGAAGCGUUGUUUCUCCUUCCCAAUCUCGUGCAACUUCUCAGUCUCAACCAAAGUUGGGAAAUGCGUCUCAAUCUCAAUCUCCGACAUCUCAGCAUGCACGUAUAGCUAAUUUGGAAGUUUCUUCUCCAACUGGCAAAGCUACUCAGCAAAAACCAAAGGUUGGCACUGUGUCUCAAUCUCCAUCUUCACAUGAUAAAUCGCAAGUCAAAACUCAGGCUCAAUUGUCUGCUCAUGAGCAAGAAUCAGAGAAAGAAGCAACAUCUAAGCUGGAACAACGAGAGCCUGAAUCAAAAGACAAAAUCACAUCUGAUACUGAAAUGAUAAAGACCCCUCAAGAUGUUGCAGUUGCAAAGGAGCAUGAAGAAGUUCCAAUGCCUAUGGUAGCAGCGAGGCCACUUUCUACAGAAGCUGCCGAGGUAGUUGCCCCAUCCCAAAAGUCAAAUUUGAAGCCAUUACCCGAAUUAGAGAAACUUGAACGAUUGAAAAAAGCAGUUGAACUUCCAAAAGGAGAAAGGUCAGCUAAGGCAGUUUAUGAAGAACCAAUCCAAAAAACAAUCAGUGAACAUGUUGUAGCACCAAAAAGGCAGCAAAAGCAAGAAACUUCUGACACAAAUGAGACUAUAGGAACCGCCAGUUAUGUUGCAAAACAUAUCAAAACUUCCACUAAGGAAGUUUUGACCACAAAGGAAGAAGCUCCUCUACAGAAAGAGAUCAGAGACGACAUUUCUAAGCUUGUUCAAAAGCUUACCACUGGAUCCCAAGUGGAUGAAAAGUCAGUCAGUGUCAUUACCUUAACCGGUGAAAAUAGAGGAGCCACAAUGCACAUGAACUCCGAACCAGCCAAAAAAGAAGCGUCAGUUCACAUUCAUCGGGGUUAUAAGGCUAAUCCAUAUGAGAGCCCUGAAACUGAAACCGCCACUGAUGGAGAAGCAAGCUCAAGAGGAGGGAGGCACAUUGACCAAAUGAAAAGAGAAGCUCCUUCACCAAAAGCUUAUGUUAACAGCAAUGUACAGAGUGUCAACAACUCCAUUGUCUUCCAUGCUUCAAUAGAAGAAAGGAAUCCAGGUGUUCAACUGGCCUACUCUCAAAACACUACUGAGGAGGUCAAGUCAAUUGGUAAAUCAGAGUCCAUCCAAACCCGCAAAGCUGAGUUUACAGUAACCCCUGCUGAGAAGCUCACUCAUGAGCCCAAUGUCAGACGACGAUGCCUCAGAGGUCUCUUCAUGGAAUCAAGUGACUCAGACCCAGAUAAUCCGGAAAAGCCUCGGCGCCAUGGUUGCCGCUACAAAUGUGGGGAGAAAAACAUAGGCGAAGAGUUCUAAUCAUGUAACUGACCAAGACUCAUCUGCAGAUCAUGUAAUCUAAGCUUCAUGUAGUUUGUAUAUAAUAAAAUCUUACAAUAACAAUGCUGAGUGCAUGAAGCAUUCCCAGCUAAAACAAUAACUGGUUGAAAGAUCAUUUGGUUCUUAUCU